Messenger RNA from Seriola dumerili (greater amberjack), 1638 nucleotides. RefSeq names its product rhodopsin kinase 2-like (gene grk7b). The transcript is spliced from 4 exons. Gene Ontology annotation, biological process: signal transduction; protein phosphorylation; regulation of signal transduction. The coding region runs from base 1 to 1638 and encodes 545 amino acids. Lineage: Eukaryota; Metazoa; Chordata; Actinopteri; Carangiformes; Carangidae. Gene Ontology annotation, molecular function: rhodopsin kinase activity; ATP binding. The record is from RefSeq and is a predicted model, not a curated record. Gene Ontology annotation, cellular component: cytoplasm.
AUGGACAAACUGCCUGCACUGGACACCCUGGUGGCCAACACAGCCUACCUGAAGGCGCAGCAGGUAGAUUUAAAUGAGCUGAGAAAGCAGAGGCUCACGCUGACACUGCCCAAUCCAAAGAAGUCCUCUUCUCUGCAGGCCGAUGUAGGGAAGAAUUUCGAGUCACUGUGUGAGCAACAGCCUAUUGGAAGGAAAUUGUUCCAGCAGUUUCUCCUGUCCUCUAACCCGCAGUAUGUGGCUGCCACUGAGUUCCUUGAGGAGCUGAAUAACUGGAGCUUUGCUGAAGAUGAAAUCAGAGAGACUUCCAAACAAACAAUCCUCACUAAGUUCUGUCAACCUGAGGCCAGGAGUUUUCUCUCCUACCUUACAGGAGAGGAUGCUGAGAAAUGCAAGGAUUUAUCAGACAAGAACUUUGAUGACGUGACGAUGGGCCAGAUAAGAGAAGCCACAAGGAAUUUCCUGAAGGGAAAACCUUUCUCUGAGUACCUGAAAAGCCCCUUCUUCUAUAGGUUCUUGCAGUUUAAGGAGUAUGAGAAGCAGAAGAUUGAUGACAAAUACUUUUAUGAGUUUAGGACUUUGGGAAGAGGUGGCUUUGGUGAGGUAUGUGCGGUGCAGGUGAAACACACAGGUCAAAUGUAUGCCUGCAAGAAGCUGAACAAGGCUCGUCUGAAGAAGAAAGGUGGCGAGAGGCUGGCCCUCCUGGAGAAGCAGGUCCUGGAAAAGGUCAACAGCCUUUUCAUUGUGAACCUGGCUUACGCUUUCGCCAACAGAACCCACCUGUGCCUGGUCAUGGACCUCAUGAACGGAGGAGACCUCAAAUUUCAUAUCUAUGAGCUUGGUGCGCGGGGUAUCCGUAUGGAGCGUGUUGUUUACUACGCGGCCCAGAUAACCACUGGUAUCCUCCACCUGCACUCCAUGGACAUUGUGUACCGGGAUAUGAAGCCUGAGAACGUACUGCUGGAUGGAAAAGGACAGUGUCGACUAUCAGACCUCGGACUGGCCGUGGAGCUGCCGAAGGGCAAAAUGAUUUGCCAAAAGGCUGGUACGACUGGCUACAUGGCUCCUGAAAUCCUGAAGCAGGAGUAUUACCGCACGUCUGUGGACUGGUGGGCGCUGGGCUGCAGCAUCUAUGAGAUGGUCGCUGCCCGUUUGCCCUUUAAAGACUUCAGAGAAAAGGUGCACAAUGAGGAGGUGACUCGCCGUACUCUGGAGGACGACUGCAAGUUUGAACACAAUAGCUUUGAUGCUCCCACCAAAGACAUUAUCAGCCACUUUCUCAAGAGGAAGGUGGAGCUUCGGCUGGGGUGUCGUGGUGGUGACCCACGAAGCCACGCUUUUUUCAAGAGUAUCAAUUUCUAUCGUCUGGAGGCGGGGCUGGCGGAGCCCCCCUGGGUGCCAAAGCCCAACGUGGUCUACGCCAAAGACAUGGACAAAUUCAUGCACACCUCCAAGGUCCAGGACAUUGCGCUUGAUGAUAAGGAUGAGAAGUUUUUCAGGGAGUUCAGCACAGGUGCCGUCUCUAUCCAGUGGCAGAAGGAGAUGAUUGACAGCGGAUUGUUUGACCAGCUGAACGACUCCAAACUGAAUGGACAUGCGUCUGAGACUGUGUGGAAAUCCAGGAUGUGCAUCAUACUUUAA